Gracilinanus agilis (Agile Gracile Mouse Opossum) is the source of this 3938-nucleotide messenger RNA. Its product is annotated as zinc finger protein 420-like. Gene Ontology annotation, molecular function: RNA polymerase II cis-regulatory region sequence-specific DNA binding; DNA-binding transcription factor activity, RNA polymerase II-specific. The transcript has 6 exons. The record is from RefSeq and is a predicted model, not a curated record. The coding region runs from base 1 to 3459 and encodes 1152 amino acids. Lineage: Eukaryota; Metazoa; Chordata; Mammalia; Didelphimorphia; Didelphidae. Gene Ontology annotation, biological process: regulation of transcription by RNA polymerase II.
AUGCUGUCAAGGGGUGGGAAAAGCACUUGGGAGGCACCCGGAGGCUGCAAUGGUCUAAGGACCCAGCAGAAAGGUGGAGCAGAGGUGAUGUCAGGACAGGCAGGGGCCCGGCCCAAGGAUAUUGUCCAGUCUGUCUGGGUCGUGUAUGUUCGCCCCUGGAUCUUGGUCCCUGCAAUGGCCAGUCAUGCCAUUGACGAGGUGGUGACAUUCAAGGAUGUGGCUGUAGACUUCACCUGGGAGGAGUGGUGCCUCUUGUCCCUUCCCCAAAAGGAGCUGUACAAGGAGGUGAUGCUAGAGAAUGCCUGGAACUUGCUCUCUGUGGAAGGAGAGAUGAGACCUGAAAUGAAGGUGACUCCAAGAGAAGUGAGCCUCUCUGUGAAAGAAAUGGGCCAAAAAAGAUUCAUGAGUGAUGGUCCCGAUAACUUAGCUUUGAGAGAAUUUGUUGUUGAAGCUCAAAAUUCAUCCCUUAUUAAACAACAAAGAAUACACACUGGGGGAAAAUCUAGAGAAUAUAAUCAGUGCGGAAAGACUUCUAUGUACAGGGCCAGUCUUGCUAUACAUCAGAGAAUCCAGACUGGGAAGAAACACUAUGAAUGCAAGCAGUGUGGAAAGACAUUCAAUUUCAGCUGCCAUCUUGCUGUACAUCAGAGAAUCCACACUGGGGAGAAACCUUAUGAAUGCAAUCAGUGUGGAAAGACAUUCAAUUUCAGCUCCUGUCUUUCUGUACAUCAGAGAAUCCACACUAGGGAGAAACCUUAUGAAUGCAAUCAUUGUGGAAAGACAUUCAUUCAGAGCUCCCAACUUGCUGUACAUCAGAGAAUUCACACUGGGGAGAAACCUUAUGAAUGCAAGCAAUGUGGAAAGACAUUCAGUCAGAGCUAUAGUCUUUCUGUACAUCAGAGAAUCCACACGGGGGAGAAACCUUAUGAAUGCAAUCAGUGUGGAAUGUCAUUCAGGUACAGCUCCCGUCUUUCUGUACAUCAGAGAAUCCACACUGGGGAGAAACCUUAUGAAUGCAAUCAGUGUGGAAAGAUAUUCAGUCAGAGCUCUGGUCUUGCUGUUCAUCAGAGAAUCCACACUGAGGAGAAACCUUAUGAAUGCAAUCAGUGUGGAAAGACAUUCAGUCAGAGCUAUGGUCUUUCUGUACAUCAGAGAAUCCACACUGGGGAGAAACCUUAUGAAUGCAAUCAAUGUGGAAAAACAUUCAGGGAUAGCUCCCAUCUUUCUGUACAUCAGAGAAUCCACACUGGGGAGAAACCUUAUGAAUGCAAUCAGUGUGGAAAGGCAUUCAGUCAGAGGUCCUAUCUUGCUAAACAUCAGAGAAUCCACACUGGGGAGAAACCUUAUGAAUGCAAUCAGUGUGGAAAGACAUUCUGUCACAACUAUGAUCUUGCUGUACAUCAGAGAAUCCACACUGGGGAGAAACCUUAUGAAUGCAAUCAUUGUGGGAAGACAUUCAUUCAGAGCUCCCGACUUGCUGCACAUCAGAGAAUCCACACUGGGGAGAAACCUUAUGAAUGCAAUCAGUGUGGAAAGACAUUUAGUCAGAGGUCCUAUCUUGCUAAACAUCAGAGAAUCCACACUGGGGAGAAACCUUAUGAAUGCAAUCAGUGUGGAAAGACAUUCAGGUACAGCUCCCAUCUUUCUGUACAUCAGAGAAUCCACCCUGGGGAGAAACCCUAUGAAUGCAAUCAGUGUGGAAAGACAUUCAGUCAGAGCUAUGGUCUUUCUGUACAUCAGAGAAUCCACACUGGGGAGAAACCUUAUGAAUGCAAUCAGUGUGGAAAGACAUUCAGUCAGAACUAUGGUCUUGCUGUACAUCAGAGAACCCACACUGGGGAGAAACCUUAUGAAUGCCAUCAGUGUGGAAAGACAUUCAAUUUCAGCUGCCAUCUUGCUGUACAUCAGAGAAUCCAUACUGGGGAGAAGCCUUAUGAAUGCAAUCAUUGUGGAAAGACAUUCAUUCAGAGCUCCAAUCUUGCUGCACAUCAGAGAAUCCACACUGGGGAGAAACCUUAUGAAUGCAACCAUUGUGGAAAGACAUUCAGUCAGAGAUCCUAUCUUGUGAAACAUCAGAGAAUCCACACUGGAGAGAAAACUUUUGAAUGCAAGCAAUGUGGAAAGACAUUCAUCUCUGUUUCAUCCCUUUUUAAACAUCAAAGAAUACACACUGGGGGAAAAUCUAGUGAAUGUAAUCACUGCGGAAAGACUUUUAUGUACAGGGCCUGUCUUGCUAUACAUCAGAGAAUCCACACUGGGAAGAAACCCUAUGAAUGCAAGCAUUGUGGAAAGACAUACAAUCAGAUGUCCAGGCUUGCUGUACAUCACAGAAUCUACACUGGGGAAAAACCUUGUGAAAACAAUCAGUGUGGAAAGACGUUCAGGAACGGCUCUAAUCUUACUGUACAUCAGAGAGUCCACACUGGGGAGAAACCUUAUGAAUGCAAGCAUUGUGGAAAGACAUUCAAUUUCAGCUCCUAUCUUGCUGUACAUCAGAGAAUCCACACUGGGGAGAAGCCUUAUGAAUGCAUUCAGUGUGGAAAAACAUUCAGUCAGAGCUAUGGUCUUGCUGUACAUCAGAGAAUCCACACUGGGGAGAAACCUUAUAAAUGCAAUCAGUGUGGAAAGACAUUCAUUCAGAGCUCCCAACUUGCUGUACAUCAGAGAAUUCACACUGGGGAGAAACCUUAUGAAUGUAAUCAGUGUGGAAAAACAUUCAGUCAGAACUAUGGUCUUGCUGUACAUCAGAGAAUCCACACUGGGGAGAAACCUUAUAAAUGCAAGGAAUGUGGAAAGACAUUCAGUCAGAGCUAUGGUCUUGCUGUACAUCAGAGAAUCCACACUGGGGAGAAAGCUUAUGAAUGCAAACAGUGUGGAAAGACAUUCAGGGAGAGCUCCCAUCUUACUGUACAUCAGAGAAUCCACACUGGGGAGAAACCUUAUGAAUGUAAUAAGUGUGGAAAAACAUUCAAUUUCAGCUCCUAUCUUGCUGUACAUCAGAGAAUCCACACUGGGGAGAAACCUUAUGAAUGCAGACAGUGUGGAAAGACAUUCAGGGAGAGCUCCCAUCUUUCUGUACAUCAGAGAAUCCACACUGGGCAGAAACCUUUUGAAUGCAAUCAGUGUGGAAAGACAUUCAAUCGCAGGUCCUGUCUUGCUGUACAUCAGAGAAUCCAUACUGGGGAGAAACCUUAUGAAUGCAAACAGUGUGGAAAGACAUUCAGGGACACCUCCAAUCUUGCUGUACAUCAGAGAAUCCACAGUGGGGAGAAACCUUAUGAAUGCAAGAAAUGUGGAAAAACAUUCAGGGAAAGCUCCAAACUUGCUGUACAUCAGAGAAUCCACACAGGGGAGAAACCUUAUGAAUGCAAGCAAUGUGGAAAGACAUUCAGUCAGAGCUCUGGUCUUGCUGUACAUCAGAGAAUCCAUGCUGUGAAGAAAACAAGUCAACCAAUGUGAAAAAAACAAUCACAAUGAGUUCCACUCUUACUCAUCAUCAGAGAAUCCACACUCUUGUGGUGAAAGUUUAUCACACCAAGCUAAUUAGGUUUAUUGAGAGGAGGCCAAACUCUGAUUAAAGCUGAACCCUGGUUUGGAUCAGGACCAGACAAAAAGCCUUAGGAGAUAAAUCUUUUUUAUAGAAUCUGAUGACAUCCUGUCCUAAAAGACACACUGAAUAUAGAAUUGUUUCACAUGGACAGAUUGUGCAAGUGCUUAUGAUAUCCUGUCCUAAAAGACACACUGAAUACAGAAUUUUCUUUUUUUAAUAUUUAUUUUUUUAGAAAAAUUUUCCAUGGUUACAUGAUUCAUGUUCUUCCUUUCCUCUUCACCCCUCUAAUCUUCCCUCAUAGUCAAUGCACAUUUCCACUGGUUUUAACAUUAAAUACAUAAUUUUCAUAUGGACAGAUUGCACAAGUGCUAAAUAAGCCAGAAAAUUA